This is a messenger RNA of Carcharodon carcharias (great white shark), 2172 nucleotides long. RefSeq names its product zinc finger protein 239-like. Gene Ontology annotation, molecular function: DNA-binding transcription activator activity, RNA polymerase II-specific; RNA polymerase II cis-regulatory region sequence-specific DNA binding. The transcript has 2 exons. Gene Ontology annotation, biological process: regulation of transcription by RNA polymerase II. Bases 894 to 2015 code for a protein of 373 amino acids. The record is from RefSeq and is a predicted model, not a curated record. Gene Ontology annotation, cellular component: nucleus. NCBI's taxonomy places the organism in Eukaryota, Metazoa, Chordata, Chondrichthyes, Lamniformes, Lamnidae.
CUGCAGUGGUUGGGAGGUGGUUGUCUCGGUUCCGGAGCCAGAGAAAAAACGGCCGAUGUUUGAGGGAUAGUAGAAGAGCAGUUUUGAAGGUGGAAAACUCAAACCAAACAUCAGAUCAAGAUCUGCCAGAGUCACUUGAUUCAUCAUGACCUAACCGUAUGUUUGUUUUAUGUGUGCUGAAAGUCUGUGACUGGCAUUAGCGAAGGGCAGGAAGGGAUUUGAAAACAAGGAUGAGAAUUUGAAACUGAGUUCCUGUUUGACCAGGAGCCUUUGUAGGUCAGUGAGGACAGGGUGAUGGGUGAACGAACAGGACUCAGUGCAGAAAACAUAGACAGUGGAGAUUUAGAAAAUCUCAAUUUUCUGACAGUUUGAAUGUGGGAGGCCAUCCAGAAGUGAAUUAGAAUAGUCAAAUUUGCUUCACUAAUGUCCUUCGGGGAAGGGAACCUGCCACCCAGUCUGGGUCUACACAAGAUUCUGGCAUCUAUUGAAGGACAGAAAGAGGGAGAGAAGAGAGAGACUGAACAGAGAGGUGGGAGCAGCAGGUAGUGAAGGAGAUGAUCUUAUUACCCGCUUCUCGUCAAGAAUUCUCUUGGAAUCUCCCUCCAUCUCCAUCCAGGGUAGCAGGACCAUGUGAACCAGUUGGGUUUUUAUGACAAUCCAGGUUUCAUGGUCACUUUAUCCUCGUGCCGGCCCCAUAAAUUACUAGAUUCAUUCAGCUCAAUUUCACAACCGCCUUUGUGUAUUUGUGGGUUCUCUCUCACUCCAUUUUUUCCUCUUUUAAAUCAGUUUCAGAAGGGGAGGAUUUGCAGUCGGGAAACUGAAACCAAACAUCACAUCAGGAUCUGACGGAGUCGUCCAAUUUAUCGUAACCUGAAUAUCAUUGGAUUUUGAACAUGGAGGGAAAAAGCACCGUUCACAGUGGGGAGAAACCGUACACGUGUUCUGUGUGUGGACGAGGCUUCAGCCGAUCAUCUGGCCUGUCAAAACACAAAUGCAGGGACAACAGGGAGAAACUGUGGAAAUGUGGAGACUGUGGAAUGGGAUUCAAAUCCCCGUCUAAACUGGAAACUCAUCGGCGCAGUCACACUGGGGAGAGGCCGUUCACCUGCUCUGAGUGUGGGAAGGGAUUCUCUCAGUCAUCCACCCUACUGAGACACCGACAAGUUCACACUGACGAGAGACCUUUUAAAUGUUCCGACUGUGGGAAGUGCUAUAAAAGUUCGCGGGAGCUGAUAUCCCAUCAACGUGUUCACACUGACGAGAGACCGUUCAGGUGCCCUCACUGUGGGACCGGGUUCAAGACGGUAACUCACCUCAAGAUACACCAGCGAGUUCACACUGGGGAGAAACCGUUCACCUGCUCUGAGUGUGGGAAGGGAUUCUCUCAGUCAUCCACCCUACUGAGACACCGACAAGUUCACACUGACGAGAGACCUUUUAAAUGUUCCGACUGUGGGAAGUGCUAUAAAAGUUCGCGCGAACUGAUGUCCCAUCAACAUGUUCACACUGACGAGAAACCGUUCAGGUGCUCUCAUUGUGGAACUGGGUUCAAGCAUUCACCUCAGCUCACUGUACACCUGCGAGUUCACACUGGGGAGAAACCGUUCACCUGCACCGUGUGUGGGAAGAAAUUUGCUCACUCAUCCAACCUCCUCUCACACCAGCGAGUUCACACUGAUGAGAGACCUUUUAAAUGCCCCGACUGUGGAAAGUGCUACAAAGGUUCCCAGGAACUGGUUGUCCAUCAGGGUGUUCACACUGACAAGAGACCAUUCAAGUGCUCUCAUUGUGGGACUGGGUUUAGGCGAUCAUCUGGUCUGAUUGUUCACCAGCGCACUCACACCGGGGAGAGACCAUUCAGCUGCUCUGAGUGUGGGAAGAAAUUCACUCGGUCAUUCCACCUGCUCAUACACCGGCGAGUUCACUCUGCGGUGAGGCCAUUCACCUGCUCCGUGUGUGGGAAGGGAUUCAUUCAGUCAUGCCACCUGCUGACACACCAGCGAAUUCACACGUAACUACUUGUGAUGUGAUUUUGAUGUUAAUCACAUCCGGGACUGAACUAUGGUCACUGCGGUCUGUUUCUGCUGAUGCUAACGAACUCCGGCCUAGUUAUAGAUGUUAAUAUUCUGGGUAAAGAAAAAUAAAUUACCUCUCUGUUCAACACACAUUAGA